Molecule: messenger RNA, 2050 nt
Organism: Girardinichthys multiradiatus
Lineage: Eukaryota; Metazoa; Chordata; Actinopteri; Cyprinodontiformes; Goodeidae
Gene: vimr2
Product: vimentin-related 2
Exons: 10
Coding region: 24-1184 (386 amino acids)
Biological process (GO): skeletal muscle organ development
Cellular component (GO): sarcolemma; Z disc; cell-cell junction
Source: RefSeq, a predicted model, not a curated record
GAAUCCUGAACUGAUCCGGAGCCAUGGCCAUGCUCAGAGUGUCUUCUUACCGCAAGCUGUUUGAGGACAACCGGUGGAGUCCAAACGGAGGGUCGAGGUUGCAGCGUGCAGGACUUUAUCGGGCCUCUGGCAGGCGUGCAGCUGUUGACAGGUCUGUCUGUGAUAAAUUAGACUUCGGAGCAACCAGUGCUCUGAACAAAGAGGGUCUGGACCGGUUUGUCCAGGACCGGACCACCAUCGCUGCCCUUAACGACCGCCUGGUCAAACUUAUUGAGUUGGCUCAUUGUUUGGAGGAAGAGAAUAACUCUCUUGAAUGCCAGAUCACUGACCUGGAGGAAAAUCUGAACGGUCAACACGCCUCCCCCAGCAUCACCCCCACUGUAGCAAUGGCAGAGUGCAGUUUGGAAGCCGUGGUGGAAAGACUACACAAACAGAGGGAUGAGAUUGUUUGUGACACAGAGGAACUGAAGGAAGAGCUUGAAUGUCUACAUAAAGAGUACGAGAAGGCUGUACAUCAGAGGGUCCUCGUACAGCAGGGGCAACAAAAUGUUGCAGAGGUGGUAGAUGCUGUGACAGCAGAGUGUUUGGCGCUGAGGGAGCAAGUGGCUGUCUACGAGGAACAGCUGGCCAACAUGGAGACCCAGCACAAGAUGGAAGUGGAGAGCCUGCUGCAGCCAGAUGAAAGGGCUCUGGCUACAGCUGCGAUUAGGUUUGGCAGCCCUGACAUCACUCCAGCCUUGGAUGUAAAGGAGUACCACUGCCAGCUGGCAGAGAGCCUCCAGAUGGAGUUUGGGACACCCGCCUGUGGUGAAGGUGAUGGAAAGAAAAUGGAAAUGGGACAAACUGAUGGGUCAGUGGUCAAAGACCCAACGGAGAUAACCGAUGUGGACGAGGUGAAGGCUCUGAUUUCAGAGCUGCAGAAGGAGCUUAAUGAGCUUGAGAAGAAUAAUGAGGAGUUGCUGGAUGAAGUUGAGGUGAAGAGGGAUGCUUACAUGGAUGAGGUUGCAGAGUUAGAGUUUACUAUAACAGAAAUGAAGCAGCAGAAGGCUGACCUCAAAUCCCAGAUGAAAGAGCAGUGCCAGGAGUACAAGGAGCUGCUUACUGAGAAGAUGGCAAGAGGCAUGGAGAUCGCGGCCUACAGGAGUCUGGUGGAGGAAGAGGAGGUGAGACUGUGCAGCCUGUGACUUGGACUGAUCAGAUGGAUUUCUGCUGGAUUCUCCCCUGACACAUGGAUUAGAAAACAGACCAAAAAACAUGAGAAACUGACCCAAAAUGAGCACCAGUGUACCAGUUCUAGCCGGUGUUUGCUUAUCAUGACGGAUUCAUGCUGUCUGGAGGACUGAGCCAUGCCGCUGAUAGCAGGUCGAAUGCAGAUGACCUGGAGCCUCCCAGGAAAGAUGGAACUGUCUGAAACUUGUUGGAGGCUCAGGGCUUCAGUGUCUGGCACUGAUAUUUCCUUAAGUGGGGUUUAUCUCCUCCAGCUCGCUGAUUCAUAAAUGUUUGUUCCCUUUUUGUAAAACAAGAUUCACUUAAACGCAGACACUCACCAAGUUAGGUAUCACAGAGCCACUCCUGCUCUGAUCCCACCUCGUCCGUCAAUCAAACUCCGUCUGAUUACCACCUCUUAACCUUUGACCCUCUCGCUGUAAUCAAACACACUGACAGGCUCCUCCUCAGUCACUGAAAGCGUCCCACCUUGCUUUUGUUUUUACAGUCAUGUGUUCAUACUGGUUUUUAAAAGUCAACUGCUCAACGCACCGUGUUUGCUUUGCAAAUGGCUCGUGAAGUUGUUUUUGUGCAACCUUCUCUAAAUGAGCACCUGCAUCUUUCCACAAGAAAACUCUGAGUGAUUCAUUAUUUCCUCUUUGAAAAGCACUGUCCCAAUUUGAUGUCAUUUCAUGAAUAAGUGUUUGGUAAUGCAUUCCUCACUAAUUUUUUCCUUACUGUCAACAUUGCAUCAAAGCUGCCUGCUAUCAAUCAUCCGCCUCUGGCCAAGCAUUAAAAUGUACUUGGGAUUCAGAUUAAAUAAAACUAGUUGCUUGAAAAAUCA